AUGGCAAUAUGCCUAUCAAAAAUGAACUGAUGUUGUAUACGUUUGUUAGACAGAUAACCGAAAGGUUUCCUUCUCCACUUAACAAACUGUUACGCAGUUCAUUGUGUUGACAAUAAAAAAAACGAAAAAGUACCGAGUUUCGUGGGAAAGUUUAAUACGUUUUGAGUUUUGAGUUUACAAAUUUCUUAAAAUAUACGUAAAUAUAAUUGUUUUGUGUUUCAGAACGUUUAUGACAUUGUGAACGAAUUGAAAAUGCCAAAUAGGAUAUUAUUGAAAAAAGACAAGGACAUUUCCAAGUCCAAAAAUAUUGAGGUAAAAAAUGGAUCAGGAGUAGAAAUGUCCGGAGAUGAUGUACAAGAUGGCACUUCUAUUGGACAUUCGACUACUGCUCCUAGUCCACCACCAACACAAAUAAACAAACUUAAGUUAGGACCAAUCACAAUUAAAAGAGAGAAAAGACAAAACUCUUCACGUUUCAAUGUUGUAGCUACCAAUCGCGAACUUCAAGUUCUACAAUCACUUAAUG
This is a messenger RNA of Acyrthosiphon pisum (pea aphid), 526 nucleotides long. Its product is annotated as serine/threonine-protein phosphatase 2A 56 kDa regulatory subunit delta isoform. NCBI's taxonomy places the organism in Eukaryota, Metazoa, Arthropoda, Insecta, Hemiptera, Aphididae. Gene Ontology annotation, molecular function: protein phosphatase activator activity. Gene Ontology annotation, biological process: protein dephosphorylation; signal transduction. Gene Ontology annotation, cellular component: protein phosphatase type 2A complex; cytosol; nucleus. The record is from RefSeq and is a predicted model, not a curated record.